Mercurialis annua (annual mercury) is the source of this 2768-nucleotide messenger RNA. Its product is annotated as chloride channel protein CLC-e. NCBI's taxonomy places the organism in Eukaryota, Viridiplantae, Streptophyta, Magnoliopsida, Malpighiales, Euphorbiaceae. Gene Ontology annotation, biological process: transmembrane transport; chloride transport. The transcript is spliced from 6 exons. Gene Ontology annotation, molecular function: voltage-gated chloride channel activity. The record is from RefSeq and is a predicted model, not a curated record. Gene Ontology annotation, cellular component: chloroplast thylakoid membrane. The coding region runs from base 53 to 2212 and encodes 719 amino acids.
UUAGAAAACACUAGCAGUUGAUGAGAAAAGAAAGAGAUGGUUGGAUAAGAAAAUGGAAACUCAUUUUGUCGCCCACCAAUACCAUCCUCUCCCUCCUCUAAAUCUUUGUCCUUCUCCCUUCAUUUUCCUGAGUUCCAAUUCCAAACACAAAUGUAAAUCUUUGUCCUUGUCUCUAAAUCACAAAAUUCUCAGAAUUUGCAAUGCUACCAGUACACCUGAUUCUGGAAGUACCAGUCCUGGAGCUCCACCACCAUUCCCAAACGAACAGCAACCCAACAGUGGAAAUUCUGGAAUUAUAGUUUCAUCCUGUGUUGUUGGUCUCCUCACUGGCCUAGCUGUUGUGCUGUUCAACAAUGGAGUAGGUGAAAUCCGUGAUCUUUUCUGGGAUGGCAUUCCAUACAGAGGUGCAUCCUGGCUCAGAGAAGAGCCUCUUCAAUCUAUCUGGCCUCGCGUCGUCUUCGUUCCUGCCUGCGGAGGCAUGCUCGUGAGCUUCUGCAACACCAUUCGAUCAACCGUUGAUGAUGACAACAACAGCAGCAGCAGCAGCAGCAGCAGAUUGUCUGGUGUUUUAAGCCCCUUUCUCAAGGCAGUGGCAGCUUGUUUGACUCUUGGUACUGGGAAUUCGCUUGGACCAGAAGGUCCAAGUGUGGAGAUUGGGUCUUCCAUUGCUAAAGGAGUUGCUUCUCUCACUCUUUCUUCUCGCCAAUCUCAGACCAAGCUCUCCCUUUUAGCUGCCGGCUCUGCUGCUGGCAUCUCUUCUGGAUUUAAUGCUGCUGUUGCCGGUUGUUUCUUUGCUGUUGAGUCGGUGCUGUGGCCGUCCUCCGCAGAUAAGUCUGCCUCACUCACUAACACUACUUCAAUGGUUAUAAUUAGUUCCGUAGUAGCUUCUGUCGUGUCUGAAGUUGGUCUUGGCUCUGAACCCGCCUUUUUGGUCCCCGGCUAUGACUUUCGCUCCAUUGGUGAACUCCCAUUGUACCUGUUGCUGGGUGUCCUGUGUGGUUUGGUGUCGUUGGCUCUAUCCAAAUGUACAUCAUUUAUGCUGUCAGCUUUCAACAAUCUUCACACGGAUAUUGGCAUCCCAAGGCCCGUGUUCCCUGUGGCCGGGGGCCUAGCAGUUGGGAUGCUUGCCUUGGCUUAUCCUGAGAUCCUCUACUGGGGUUUCGAAAAUGUCGACAUUCUUCUGGAAUCUAGGCCAUUUGUGAAAGGCCUCCCUGCAGAGCUGCUGGUUCAGCUUGUGGGAGUAAAGAUAGUUGCAACGUCUUUGUGCCGGGCAUCUGGAUUAGUCGGAGGUUUUUAUGCACCGUCGCUCUUUAUUGGUGCAGCAACAGGAAUGGCAUAUGGGAAACUGAUUGCUAUCGCAGUUUCUCAGUUCAAUCCAGCAUUUCAGCUUUCCUUCUUCGAAGUUGCAUCACCACAAGCAUAUGGCCUGGUAGGAAUGGCUGCAACACUUGCAGGAGUGUGUCAGGUGCCUCUUACUGCAGUUUUACUGCUUUUCGAAUUGACACAAGACUAUCGAAUAGUUCUCCCACUUCUAGGAGCUGUUGGGUUGUCCUCAUGGAUUACAUCUGGACAAUCAAGAAGAGACGUGAAGGAAACCAGAAAUAGAAUUACGAUUAAUCAACCUGAAAUACAUGCUUCUGUCGAAUAUGGACAAUCUUCUGGUUCUUUACUACCUGAGAAGGCUCCUAAUGCAAGUAACCUUUGUGAAGUUGAAAGUUCUCUUUGUGUAGAUGAUUCUAGAACUGAAAUUGAAGAGUAUAAGACGAGGAUUAUUGUUUCAGAAGCUAUGAGAACACGUUUUAUAACAGUUUGCAUGAGCACUUUGAUUACUGAAGCAGUGAGUCUCAUGCUUUCAGAGAAGCAGUCUUGUGCAAUGAUUGUUGAUGACAACAAUGUUUUACUUGGUUUACUGACUCUUGGAAACAUUGAAGGAUUUAGCAGAACUACCAAAGCAAAAACUGAGGGGAACAAGGAGCUUUUAGUAUCUGAAAUAUGUUCAUUUGAUGGGGGGAAAUGCCAAGUGCCAUGGACUGCUAAGCCUAGCAUGGACCUUUUCUCUGUGCAAAUCAUGAUGGAUAGGUUAGGUAUUAGUGAGGUUCCAGUUGUUUCAGAGCAUGCUCAAGACUACAAAGGGCAACCAGUUGGCCUUUUAGAUAGAGAAUGCAUUAACGUUACUUGCAGAGCUCUAGCUACCAGAGAAUCCCUCAUGUGAUGUUCCAUGCCAGAAACAGAAGCAAUAGAUGUGUGUGACGUGAGAAAACAUGCGGUAUUGAGAAACAUAUCCUCAGACCCAAACAGGUGAACAAUUUAAACUCUGCUAAAUCCAAUCGAAUAUACGGAAGAGAUAUUUCUAGCUCAAGACUAAUGGGGACGACCUGAGCUGUGAGCAAUAGGUGAGCUAAACAUGGGAAGGGGAUAAAAUUCUUCUGCCUACCCAGGGGACUUAUGCAUCGGUAGAUGGGAAUUCUCGAGCGAUGUUACGGAAAUCCUAUUGUCCGGAACCAUACCUAAAUCACUAAAGAAAAGCAAGAAAGAAAGUACUCAGACAAAAUGGAUACAGCUAAAAUGUCUUCUUGUAGAAGAUGGAGAGAAAGGUCAGUUUAAGAUUGAGUCAAUUUCACCUAUUCCUAUUCAAUAAAAGCCCGAGUAGAAUGGUUUCCAACUCUUACAAUCUGUAACUAUACAACCAGCAAACUGCUAAAUAACUGUAAAUAAUUAUAAUUAUAUUUAAAAAAACACAAUACAGAUGCAGUAAAAUUUCCAUUGUA